UGAAUGUGUAUGUUUUGGAGAUUCAAACAGGGCGGGAGAUUUGCUGUGGCGGGUGAUUCUGUACCAUGGAUUCUCCAAAAAAGAUUUAUGCUGAACAUGAGCUGGAAGAUGAAAGUGGGACAUUGCUGGGGAUUUCGCAAGAGGGGGUUGGGGACUGCGAGGAAAACGGAGGACCUCCCGCCGUGUUUCUCUGCGUUAACUGCAAAGUGCCCAUCGGGGACUCCUUGGCUUGGCUCGGGAGUGAGGAUGAGACGGGCACUAUAUGGCUGAAAACAACCACCAACAAUGUUGUUGUCAGUAAUGAGAAGCUUGUUUCUACAAAACUGAAUGAAUGUGACUGUAUAUAUUCAUUAUUGUCUUGUGGUGGCUGCUAUUGUGAAUUGGGCAAGAUCUACACGUGUACACCGAAGAAUCUGGACUACAAAAGAGAUGUGUUCUGUUUAAAUGUUAUGUCUGUUGCAAGUUAUGUGCUAGGGUCCACACCUCAUAAAGCCCUUGCAGAUGAAGAUGAUGAACCUAUCACUGUCGAAUCCAGGAUAUUUGUGGAAACCGAUAUACAAAGGAUAAAAUCUGUUCUGAUGACCUUGGAGGAAAGACUGUGUGCACUUGAGUCUAACUUCCUACCCAAAGGGCAGUAAAGAUGAAAGCAACAUUUUUUAAUAAAAGGAAUUAUUGUCUAAUA
This is a messenger RNA of Polyodon spathula (Mississippi paddlefish), 682 nucleotides long. It is a transcript of the gene mis18a, whose product is annotated as MIS18 kinetochore protein A. The coding region runs from base 66 to 638 and encodes 190 amino acids. The transcript is spliced from 5 exons. Gene Ontology annotation, cellular component: chromatin; nucleus; chromosome, centromeric region. Gene Ontology annotation, biological process: chromosome segregation; CENP-A containing chromatin assembly. Lineage: Eukaryota; Metazoa; Chordata; Actinopteri; Acipenseriformes; Polyodontidae. The record is from RefSeq and is a predicted model, not a curated record.